GGAAUGAAUCAGUUCCGUCUAUAUUUAUCGUUUGUUCAACCUUAUAUAUACUGAUGAGCAGUCUUUCGAGCUGCAUAAUUGCAUAUAGAGUAGCUGUGAGCAUUCAAGGCAACGCAACGAUGGCCUUGCAGGUUCCAUUUCUGCUCAGUCUUUCCUCUGUCCUCGCCGCAUGGAUCUAUUCUGAAUUCCUGGGAUUCAGGGCAUCAUCGUCUCAUGAAAAAGUCCACCCGGAUGCUUACUUGAGUAAUGAAACCAUCAAACAAGAUGACAGGGCAGUGCUACUUGAAGGAAGCCAAUCCAAACUGCCAUCCCGGAACAACUCUGCCAAGGCAAAUUUAAUAAGGUUCAUAACAUUGAAUGAGUCCUUUCUGCUUGAAAACCAGGGCGUACUGAGAGCCAUGUCUGAAUUUGGCAUUAUUCUGGUUUACUUUUACAUCUGUGAUCGGACAAACAUAUUUGCAGAAAGCAAGAAGAGCUAUAACCGCGACAUGUUUCUGUUUUUAUACAUUCUUCUUAUCAUCGCGUCAAUACUUACUUCGCUUAAGAAGCACCAUGAACCAUCAGCAAUUUCAGGAAAGUCCAUUCUCUAUCUUAAUCGCCACCAAACUGAUGAAUGGAGAGGAUGGAUGCAGGUAUUAUUUCUGAUGUACCACUAUUUCGCUGCCUCAGAAAUAUACAAUGCAAUUCGUGUGUUCAUUGCUUGCUAUGUCUGGAUGACUGGAUUUGGGAAUUUCUCAUAUUACUAUAAAAAGAAAGAUUUUAGCAUUGCAAGAUUUACUCAGAUGAUGUGGAGGGUUAAUUUCUUCGCAGCAUUCUGUUGCAUUGUCCUUGACAAUGAUUACAUGUUGUAUUAUAUCUCUCCAAUGCACACCCUAUUUACUCUAAUGAUAUACGGAUCGCUCUUUCUGUUCAACAAGUACAAUGAGAUACCAUCAGUAGUGGCUAUUAAGAUUGCUUGUUGCUUUUUGACUGUCAUUUUGAUAUGGGAAAUUCCUGGGGUAUUUGAAAUUUUGUGGGCACCAUUAACAUUUCUGAUUGGCUACAAAAAUCCAGAGCAUUCAAAGGUAAACUUGCCCCUGUUGCACGAGUGGCAUUUCCGUUCUGGCCUUGAUCGAUACAUAUGGAUCAUUGGAAUGAUCUAUGCCUACUUUCACCCUAAUGUUGAAAAAUGGAUGGAGAAGCUGGAAGAAUCUGACACUAAGGUUAGACUGUCAAUCAAGGGAACCAUUGUGACAAUUUCCUUGAUGGCUGGCUAUCUGUGGUACGAAUAUAUCUACAAGCUGGACAAACUUACAUACAACAAGUACCAUCCCUACACCUCAUGGAUUCCUAUAACUGUUUAUAUCUGCCUACGCAAUUGCACCCAAAAGUUGAGGAGUACCUCUUUGGCUCUUUUUGUUUGGCUAGGCAAAAUUACAAUGGAGAGUUAUAUUUCUCAGUUCCACAUUUGGCUCAGGUCUGGUAUUCCAAAUGGACAGCCAAAGUUGCUUCUAUCCUUCAUACCAGAUUACGCGUUGCUGAACUUUUUGCUUACUACAACGAUAUUUCUUUUAAUAUCAUACCGGGUGUUUAAGCUCACAAACAGUCUGAAAGAGGCUUUUAUCCCCACUAGGGACAACAAUCGUCUAUAUCAAAAUUUUAUCGCUGGGACUGCAAUCUUUAUUGGCCUAUAUUUCUGCUCAUUUAUUAUUGAUAAAAUACCAAUUGUAUAGAUAAGAAAAGGACUACAAUUACAGGAGUUGAAGUUAGCUACUCUUUCUUGAGCUAUGUAUACUCAACUCAGAUAGCACAUUAUUGCUUUUCCAGGGAUGAAGAAGUUCCAAAUAAAUGAACUUAAUAAUAGUUCAUGGGGCAAACCUAUUGGUUGAUAUAA
Messenger RNA from Panicum hallii, 1873 nucleotides. RefSeq names its product protein REDUCED WALL ACETYLATION 3-like. Gene Ontology annotation, cellular component: Golgi apparatus. The record is from RefSeq and is a predicted model, not a curated record. The coding region runs from base 54 to 1712 and encodes 552 amino acids. Lineage: Eukaryota; Viridiplantae; Streptophyta; Magnoliopsida; Poales; Poaceae. The transcript is spliced from 15 exons. Gene Ontology annotation, biological process: plant-type secondary cell wall biogenesis; xyloglucan metabolic process; xylan biosynthetic process. Gene Ontology annotation, molecular function: acetyltransferase activity.